Messenger RNA from Echinops telfairi (small Madagascar hedgehog), 1031 nucleotides. It is a transcript of the gene RRAD, whose product is annotated as RRAD, Ras related glycolysis inhibitor and calcium channel regulator. The transcript has 4 exons. Gene Ontology annotation, cellular component: plasma membrane. The record is from RefSeq and is a predicted model, not a curated record. The annotation marks the transcript as partial. NCBI's taxonomy places the organism in Eukaryota, Metazoa, Chordata, Mammalia, Afrosoricida, Tenrecidae. Gene Ontology annotation, molecular function: GTPase activity; calcium channel regulator activity; GTP binding.
CUGGACUGGCCGGAGGGCUCCUCCGACUCGCUCAGCUCAGGCGGCAGCGACUCCGACGACAGCGUGUACAAGGUCCUCCUGCUGGGCGCGCCCGGCGUGGGCAAGAGCGCCCUGGCCCGCAUCUUCGGUGGCGUGGAGGAGGGACCUGACGCCGAGGCCGCAGGGCACACAUAUGACCGCUGCAUCACGGUGGAUGGAGAAGAGGCCUCCCUCAUGGUUUACGAUAUUUGGGAUCAGGAUGGAGGCCACUGGCUGCCCGGCCACUGCAUGGCCAUGGGGGACGCAUAUGUCAUCGUGUACUCCGUGACCGACAAGGGCAGCUUCGAGAAGGCCUCAGAGCUGCGGGUCCAGCUGCGGCGGGCAAGGCAGACCGACGAUGUGCCCAUCAUCCUCGUGGGCAACAAGAGUGACCUAGUGCGCUCUCGAGAGGUCUCCGUGGAUGAGGGCCGGGCCUGUGCGGUGGUCUUCGACUGCAAGUUUAUUGAGACAUCAGCCGCACUCCACCACAACGUGCAGGCGCUGUUUGAGGGUGUCGUGCGCCAGAUACGCCUUCGGAGGGACAGCAAAGAGGCCAAUGCACGGCGGCAGGCGGGCACUCGGCGGCGUGAGAGCCUGGGCAAGAAGGCAAAGCGCUUCCUGGGCCGCAUCGUGGCCCGCAACAGCCGCAAGAUGGCAUUCCGUGCCAAGUCCAAGUCCUGCCACGACCUCUCUGUCCUCUAGCCCCACAGCAGGGGGCUGACCCAUGGGCCGGCUCAGUCUCUGGGCGCCUUGGAACUGCCUAUUGGACGCCUCGGACCCGCACGGCCAGGGACAGACGGUGCUGCCUGGGCUUGUGGCCCCGCCAGAGGAUUGUGUGCUGGCUGCGCUCAGAAGCCUGAGCCCAACAGCUUGCCCACAGGUCUCUGCGUGGGGAUGGACUGUGACUUCCGCCCUUGCCCUCAUCUGUGCCGUGUGCAUCCGGGAGGGAGGUUUUUGGGGUGGUGGCUAUUUGUUUACAUGCAGAUUUUUUUGUAAUAAAGACUAUUUCCUGA